AUGCUGGACGAGAAAGCGCCGACAUCGAAGCUCGCUCCUCCAUCAAGAGGUUCGUCUUUUUACAUUGAGAAUUUGCUGGGAACGACAGACAAAGGGGCUUCAGCUGAGGAGCGGGUGGAGACCUCGGGCUUCACAGUUACCGUACACUGCCCGGUGAUCUGUCCGGUACAGGAAACGAGAUGUGCGAGCGACAGUGAGGUGCUGAACCGGAGAGGGACAUCACCGCGCACAGAGCUCGGCAGCUCAGGAAGUCCACAGCACAAGCCCAGCCGCCCGGAUGAACACAGAGACCUUCUGCCAAGCAGCGACCGGGAUUCCCCAACUUUAACAGGGCGGGCGGGGGAGAACGAUGAACCGGAGGAAAAGGGGGAAGACAGUUUGACGGAUGACAGGGAGGACGACGCGCGCUCCUCCUGCUUCUCUCGCGAGGACAGCUGUGACCCUGGUGACACAAAAGUGGCACGAAAGAAGAAGACCCGCACCGUGUUCAGCCGGAGUCAGGUCUUCCAGCUGGAGUCCACUUUCGACCUGAAACGCUACCUGAGCAGCUCAGAGCGGGCCGGUCUGGCUGCCUCGCUGCAGCUCACAGAGACCCAGGUGAAGAUCUGGUUUCAAAACCGCAGGAACAAGUGGAAGAGGCAGAUCGCUGAAGACAUGGAGGCCAGCAGCGCAGCCGUCCCCUACGCCACACAGAGGGUCGUCAGAGUACCCGUGCUGUAUCGCGAGAACGUUACCACGCCUGUGACGCUGACCAGCCUGCCCCAAGUGUCGCCAUCAGUGGUUGGCUUCUCUAACACUAUUAACUAUCCACUGACUACUCACUUCACUCAUCCAGUGUCGUUUGUAACACCACAGAUGACCGGACUGGUGGGACUUUGA
Toxotes jaculatrix (banded archerfish) is the source of this 879-nucleotide messenger RNA. Its product is annotated as homeobox protein HMX1-like. Gene Ontology annotation, biological process: negative regulation of DNA-templated transcription; regulation of transcription by RNA polymerase II. Lineage: Eukaryota; Metazoa; Chordata; Actinopteri; Toxotidae. Gene Ontology annotation, cellular component: nucleus. The transcript has 3 exons. Gene Ontology annotation, molecular function: RNA polymerase II transcription regulatory region sequence-specific DNA binding; DNA-binding transcription factor activity, RNA polymerase II-specific. The coding region runs from base 1 to 879 and encodes 292 amino acids. The record is from RefSeq and is a predicted model, not a curated record.